GACGUUGAACUUUCCCGACCAGUAUCAAACGAAGAGAUUCUCAGACCAAAAAGGAAGAGGUCGUGGACAAAUGCUGUUAACGAAAUUAAGAAUUUCCUAUAUUGUGGAUUUUUGAUACUGUUGAUAUUCCUGCAUGCGACCUGUGAAAAAGUGAGCUGAUUGCCUACAAAACGAGGAAGACAUCCUCAUAUCAGUAAUUGCCAAAAGAGCUGGACAAUCUGGUUAAAGAUGUAUCACCAUUGAACACUAAAAGCAAUGCCAGAAAAUGCAAGACUAGGCUAUACCGAGAAGCUCGGUUGGUAUCGGUUGGUUGGUCCUCCAACCGAGUUUCUAACAAAUGAAGAUGAAGCUUGGUGCAGAAGAACCUGUUGAAGUGAAGAGAAGUAAGGCAAAGCUGCAUUCGCUUGUGGAUGAAGCAGGUGGUUUGGACCAAAUUUUGGUUAAACAUAAAUCAAGACUUGAGAAAGAAAAGGUGGCUGCUGCUCAGCAACCAGAGGACCGGACUAGAUUCUCUGUGACUCGAAAACAAGCAAGGGAGAGAGAACUACAAGAACAAUGGGGAGGUCUAGGCUUAGGAAACUCCAUGAAGCCACAUCAAUCGAAACUUGAACUGGAUAAGGCUGCUUGGAUUAAAGCUGGACAAGAGGAAAAGAGGCAAGCUGUGGGAUUCUCAGGUUAAAGGAGGGAAGAUAUGAAGCAGUUAUCACUUAAAUUGUAAAGAAUAUGUUUCUGCAAUUGAUCAACCUAAUGAUCAAUGUUUGUGUUUCUUUUACGAUUUUGUAUUGUUACAGGAAAAUACUGUGUAUAAAAGUACGCAAUCAGUUAGAUUGG
Molecule: messenger RNA, 831 nt
Organism: Rosa chinensis
Lineage: Eukaryota; Viridiplantae; Streptophyta; Magnoliopsida; Rosales; Rosaceae
Exons: 3
Coding region: 338-679 (113 amino acids)
Source: RefSeq, a predicted model, not a curated record